Chelonia mydas (Green sea turtle) is the source of this 2930-nucleotide messenger RNA. RefSeq names its product zinc finger protein 501. The record is from RefSeq and is a predicted model, not a curated record. The transcript has 3 exons. Gene Ontology annotation, biological process: regulation of transcription by RNA polymerase II. Gene Ontology annotation, molecular function: DNA-binding transcription factor activity; RNA polymerase II cis-regulatory region sequence-specific DNA binding. Bases 718 to 1848 code for a protein of 376 amino acids. NCBI's taxonomy places the organism in Eukaryota, Metazoa, Chordata, Testudines, Cheloniidae.
CAGCGGCAAACCAGUUUCCCUUGCUUGGGUGUCACAUGCCUUUUGGGUUUUCCUUCCUGAACAAAUACAGUUGCAUGGUCCAGUGUGUUGGCCCCAUUGCAGACGUGACAGUACAGACAGGUUAAAUAGUUAAGCAGCUGUGAGGAUAUGUAUGCUGUGGCUUUAAAUCUGUAACAGGAAGCUAGGCAAGGGAGCAGGGCUGGGUAAGAUUCUAAGUAGAAAUUCAGCAGGGAAGCAGAGAGAGAGAAUGGCUUUAGGGAUAAUACUGUUUUCCUUGUUCUAAUAAAGUUCCUUGUUCAGCAUUGGGAGAAAUCAACUCUCUCUCUCUGAUUGGUUACCACUGUCACAUGCCAGUUCCUUGUUCAGUGUUGGAAGAAAGGACUCUCUCCCUCUCCCUCUCCUUUACCACUGUCACAUGAUGAGGGUUGCUGCUGCAGCUGCCUGUUUUCUUCCCAGGAGCCUAGACUGAGCAACUGCUGCUUCCCUCCUCUCCUCUCUACACUAUCUGCCUUAUUUAAAGACCCUUCUGUUACUAGCCAUGCUGGGGACUGUCUCCGACUGUAACUAGCCUCCUAGGGGAAGCUCCGGACUCUGCAAACACUAACUCCUGAGACGGAAAUUCCAGGAUUUCCCAUUCCCAAACAAGACAUGAUCUCCAGCCGGGAAUGAGAGGAAGAGCUGCGGGUCCCCACUCUCCAGAGCUACGAUGAAAAGGAGAUGCUGAGUGGCACCUGCGCAGGUGAUAGGAUUAUGAGUGAAAAUGAGGAGUAUGCCCACCAGGAAGGUCCUGAGUUCAUGGAACCAUGUGACACAUUAUCUGGAAUAUCUCAAAAGAAUAUUUCCCAGAGUCCUGACCAGAGCAAAGCCUGUGAGGGUCAGCACAAAUCAGAAAGGCAUCAGACAACUGCUCCAGAGAAGAGGCAAGGUAAACCAACUGCUUGUGAAAGAGGUUUCAGGAAACUGCCAGACAUUGACCAGCUGGGAAACCGCACUAUGGGGAGAUCAACAGUAUGUGGUGACUGUGGGAAAAGCUUCAGGGUGAGCUCAAACUUCAGACAGCAUCAGAGAAUCCACACUGGAGAGAAACCCUUUGGAUGUGCCGAGUGUGGGGAAAGCUUCCGGCAGCGGUCACACCUUAUUCAGCAUCAGACAAAGCACACGGGGGAGAGACCUUAUGAAUGUACCGAGUGUGGGAAAAGUUUCACUGUGAGCUCAAACCUUAUUCGGCAUCAGAUAAUCCACACUGGAGAGAAACCCUAUAAAUGUGCCGAAUGCAGGAAGAGCUUUAGUGGGAACUCACAGCUUAUCCAGCACCAGAGAAUCCACACGGGUGAGAAACCCUAUGAAUGCGGUGACUGUGGGAAGAGCUUCAGUGUGAGCUCAGCCCUUACUCGUCAUCAGCGAACCCACACUGGAGAGAAACCUUAUGAAUGCACCAUGUGUGGGAAAAGCUUCAGUCAGAGCUCAGACCUUAUGAAACAUCAGAGAAUUCACACAGGAGAGAGGCCCUACGAAUGCACUGACUGUGGAAAGAGCUUCUGUGUGAGCUCUCAUCUUAUUCAGCAUCAGAGAAUCCACACAGGAGAGCGACCCUAUGAGUGUGCCAAUUGUGGGAAAAGCUUCAGUCAGAGCUCAGACCUUAUGAAACAUCAGAGGAUCCAUACAGGAGAGAGACCGUAUGAAUGUGCUGAGUGUGGAAAGAGCUUUAGUUGGAGCUCAGCACUUAUCAAACAUAGCAGAAUCCACACAGGGGAGAGACCCUAUGAAUGCGAAGGGUGUGGGAAAAGCUUCAGUCAGAGCUCGCACCUUGUUCAGCAUCAGAGAAUCCACAUGGGAGGGAAUCCCUGAGAAUGGGCUAAGGGUGGGGAAGGCUUCAUGUCAGAUAUCCUUCCCAAUGGAUAGAAGCCAAAUGUGUUUCUUUGGGCCUGUAGGGCUCUGACUUGUUCAUAGAGAAUGAAAAGUGGAUUGUUGAGGAUGGAGUGUAGGUGGUUGAGUUAGACAAAGAGGAAUGGUUAGUGCAGGGAGAUGAGUCGUGUAGAGGAAUGUGUGGUGGGAGCCAGAGGAGGAACCAGGAGAUGCUGGAGGGGAUGGAUCAUUUGGGAGGGAGGGAGACCUGUUAGUGUAAUUAGGCAGAAGUUACUUUCAUGGGGUAUUAAUAAAUACAUUUAGGUGAAAAGGUAAACUUGCCCAUUUCUCUGUGCACGGGGUGGGCUUCAGACAAGUUAUAGAGGGAAUUUCACAGUCAAGUGGAGGCUUUAUAGGGACUGCAUGGCUUAUUGCUGUGGGAUGGACUCCUGUAGGGAGGGUCUUCUGCAGGUCAGAGUGGGGUGCAAAGAUUCUUUCCCAGCUCUGCCACUUACUUGUUUUACAACCUCAGGUAACUCACUCCACUUCUCUGUGCCUUUGUUUCCCCAUUUGUAAAUCUGGGAUAAGAAUCACCCACCUCACAUACUAUUUAAACUAGACUCACAGAGUCAUAAGAAUUGGGGCCACAUUAAAUUCUGCACAGAGAGGAAUAGAAUGGUCCCUGCCCAGAAGAACUAGAUUCUUUUCCUAGGAUUCUCUUCUCUUUGUUUAUAGGUGUUGGGGGGUUUUGAGACCUUUUUCAUUUAUUAUUUUAAAAACUUAGUUUGACCUCAGUCUUGUUACUUAGGUUUUCAUAUUUGGUGUACGGCAAAGCUACGCUAAGUUGAUUAGACUCAAGCAUAGGGAGUGACUGUAGAAUGUACCACACAUUUAAAGUUACACAUCAAACCUCUUUUAUAUACAAUUACACAUUACAUUUACUAUAUGUUGCAUUACAUGUUUUGAGAUUGGCUUGGCUACUUUGUAGGAACCAAUCCCUGUACAGCAGGGGUGGGCAAACUUUUUGGCCCGAGGGCCACAUCUGGGUAUAGAAAUUGUAUGGCGGGCCAUGAAUGCUCAUGAAA